This is a messenger RNA of Bacidia gigantensis, 1173 nucleotides long. RefSeq lists its product as uncharacterized. Lineage: Eukaryota; Fungi; Ascomycota; Lecanoromycetes; Lecanorales; Ramalinaceae. The transcript is spliced from 3 exons. The record is from RefSeq and is a predicted model, not a curated record. The coding region runs from base 1 to 1173 and encodes 390 amino acids.
AUGCGCUCUCUAUCAACGAUUAUCCUACCACUAUCCCUCCUCCUUUCACAUGUCCUCUCCUCCGCUCUCCCCUCCACCACCAUUUCGUCGAACACUACACUCACCAACCCGCCCAGUCCCAACACAAGCAACGCAACCUGGGCGCACACCAAAACCUCCGAAUGCAACGGUGUCUGGGAUGAUCAAGUGCGGAAACUCUGGAAGCCCCUUACAGUCCUGAAAUUCAUCGACCACGCGAAGGCGGCGAUGUAUGCUGCUCGCGGAGACAGCGGGGACUGGGACGAGGUCCCCAAUGGCAUGUGGCAGUACUCUUAUAAUGAUACUUCAGAUGAUACUUCGGGUGCGAGUGUCAGCGCUGGGGAAGAUGGGAGUGAUUUAGUCUAUAUGCAUCGCGUGUUUGAAGGAAUAGCAGGGGUAGGGAAGGCGCCCAGGCCGCUAUGUUGGUAUGAUCUGGAGUACAUGAUGAUUUUCGCGCAGAAUGUGUAUACGAAUGCUUUUCUGUUUCCUAGGCGUGCGGUCGUUCCUGGUGUCAUUUUCUAUGCUCUAGUGGGCGAUGUCCCCGCUAUAAUCGAGGAGAGUUUUGGACUUAUAGGAUACAGUGGAUCCGUGGAGGAGGUGGUAUGGAAUAAGACCGCAAGGCCUGCGGGACUACAAGAUAUCCCAUUUAAACAAGUCAAUAGGUCAAUGAGCAAUGCGAAUGCAUCUGACUCAGCGCAGGUUGCCGGAGUCAUCAAAGCCCACAUCCAAGGAACUGGCAAGUUGGAUUUCUAUGGUCAAUUCAAUACGGCCUUGACACUUCCCAAACCUGCCGUCGACGUCGUGCUGGCUAGAGCUUCUAACGACUUAGACCGACGUGCUCAGCACGAACCAUCAGCGCCGGUCCCUAAUCCUUUUGUUGAAGACCAAAAAUUUCAAAAAGUCGCGCUGAACCUGGACAUUGGGAAAAAUCGGGAGAGUCCAUUCCCAGCAUUCACUUUUGAAGAUUUGAAAUUGCUCGUGGUGGCGGUGGGAAAUUUUUACGACGCAAAAGAAAAAGAUUUCGCCUUGGAUGGCAACGUGGUCUACAAAGCAGAUUUCUUUGAGUUGAUUGAGGUUGGGUUCCUCAGCAUUAGUCGGUUUUAUCCUGGCGUCGCGUCGAAUGUAACAGAUGCAGAUAGUAUAGCAUUAUCGUAG